CACCUUCACCUAACUUCUUCAUACCAAGUGGCGCAUAAGGCCUUCCCCCACUCUAUCAAUCCCAAAAUAUCACUCAAAAGAAACAUGAAGUGCUAUUUUUGUCUGAUGAAUUAAUACCAUGGAAACUCUAGUAAGCUCCCCCUUCUCUGUUUACCUCUUUAAUACCCCAGUAAAGCCUCUCCCUUUUCAUUUGGCAUUUUUUAAGUUAGCCCCCCUAACUUCAAAAUCAAAAUAUUUUUUUGUUCUAGACUUUGCAACAAUGUUUAUUUCGUUCAGAUACCACAUGCAAAAAGUUGAAAGCCACUAUGCUUGCAUGCUGUACGGUUGUUUAAGUCAAAUCAGUAAAAUGCUUUGUCACAGCAAUUAAUUACUUUUGUUUCUUGAAACAGCUUACAUGUACAUAAGACCUAUGAUUAAAUACAACAAGCCCUGCAAAAGAUCACAUUUCAUAUGUUGUUACAUUCCAGCAUGUCGAAAUUGGACAUUAAAAACUACCUUACCAGCAUCUACAAGCUUGACAUCGCCAAGGUUAACACCAGAAUAGCCCAUGGUAAAACAAAGUAUCUUAUGAAGAAAGACAAGCUUAUGAAGAAAAAAUUCCCAGAUUAUAAAGUGGCAUAUGUAACGCUGGCUGCCGGUACCUUCAAGUUUCCCGAUUUAUUUCCAAAUCAAGACGUAAAGGCCCAGGAAUCUGCCCAGAAAGAGGCAGAUACCCCUCCAGAAGAACCCGAGCCACUUCGCUGGUUUUGACGGCAAGAGGCACUUCAAGAACUCAUUCAUGAGGUAUCUUAUCAGUCCUUGGCCAGCCCUGAAUGGCAUUGAUCCGAAGAGAACGGAACCGUGUGAUCGUCUUGCAUCCAAGCUGUGGCCCAGUCUCUGCUCUGCUAUUUGGGAUCGAAAGGAGCUGGACUAGAUGAACAUUGGUCGGUGGAGUUUGGGGCUGGUCACUGACUACGAAGAGUGCAGACAAGAAAAAAAAAAAGAAGCAUUUUUUGGACGGAAACAUUCUCCUCACAUGUAUAUAAAAAAAAACUACAGGGUGUAUUUUAUCUUGGUAAAACAAUUUGCGGUACGGCAGGGUUUCACUUU
Molecule: messenger RNA, 1089 nt
Organism: Orbicella faveolata
Lineage: Eukaryota; Metazoa; Cnidaria; Anthozoa; Scleractinia; Merulinidae
Product: large ribosomal subunit protein uL23m-like
Biological process (GO): mitochondrial translation
Cellular component (GO): ribosome; mitochondrial large ribosomal subunit
Molecular function (GO): structural constituent of ribosome
Source: RefSeq, a predicted model, not a curated record